This is a messenger RNA of Epinephelus lanceolatus (giant grouper), 5233 nucleotides long. Its product is annotated as protocadherin-1-like. Gene Ontology annotation, cellular component: plasma membrane. Gene Ontology annotation, molecular function: calcium ion binding. Lineage: Eukaryota; Metazoa; Chordata; Actinopteri; Perciformes; Serranidae. The record is from RefSeq and is a predicted model, not a curated record. Gene Ontology annotation, biological process: homophilic cell-cell adhesion.
GAGCGCAGUCGUUUGGAAUCACUCCACUUUCUCAUCACACACAGUGCAGCCGCGCGACCUGCUCCGUGCUGGACCGGGAGGCGGACAGAGUUUGUAGCGGCAGAGCGGUGACUGCGCGUCGGGGUGGAAACUAACCGGACGACCGCUGCUGGCAACUCCCGGACCUACCGGACCUAGUGUUCUUUGCUUGGGUGAUUUUUAACCGUUUCCCCAUCCUUUUUUCCCGUCCCGGUGCUCCGUCCGCUUCCACCACCACCACCACCUCCACCUCCACCUCCACCCCACUGCCUCCCCAAGCGUGCCAUCAGCGUAGGAUGCUGUUGCUGCUGUCGGUGCGGUGGUAAGCGUUCACGGAGUAGCAGCAGUGAGUGAGUGACCCCGGUCCGGACGGGUGUUCCCCCGGCUGGGCUCCAGCUCAAGCCCCGGAGAAGAGGAAGGACCACCGGGUUGACGCGCAGCGCUGGUCACGACAGUAAAACUGGACAGAAAUUCUCCGUCUGUGUACCGAGGAGGAGCGGAGCCUGUAGCCGGGCUGGAGCGCUCAGAGCUGGGGAACCGCGCGGCUCUCACCCGGUCCAGAGCAGUGCUGUCGGUCGGAGACAUGGCGGCACUGAGGUGGGAGGUUCUGCUGUUCCUGGUGGUCGUCCUGCUGGUCUCCUGCAGUGCCGCGUCCACCGACAUCCUGUAUCGGGUUCCUGAGGAGCAGCCGCCCAACACACUGAUUGGCAGCCUGGCGGCGGACCAGGGCCUGCCCGACACCGGCCACCUCUACAAGCUGGAGGUGGGCUCUCCGUACCUGCGGGUGGACGGCAAGACCGGCGACAUCUACACCACUGAGAUCCCCAUUGACCGCGAGACGCUGAGGGACUGCCGCAACCUGUUCGAGGGCGACAAAUGCUUCCUGGAGUUCGAGGUGUCAAUCACCGACAUGGUGAAAGGGAUCGGCUCGGGGCCGCGGCUGAUAGAGGGCCGCAUCGAGGUGAUGGACAUCAACGACAACACGCCACAGUUCUCCUCGCCCAUCCUCACCCUGUCCAUCCCUGAGAACACGCACAUCGGCGCCCUCUUCUCCAUCCCCAUGGCCACCGACAGGGACUCUGGCACCAAUGGUGUGGCCGAGUACUCGCUGAGCACUGGGCCUGACGCUGACCAGCUCUUCAGCCUGCAGGUCGCAGUGGACUCUGACGAGAAGCUGCCUCAGCUGGUCGUCAUGGGCAACCUGGAUCGUGAGAAGAAGGACUCGUAUGACCUGAACAUCCGGGUGGUGGACGGAGGGAAGCCGGCAAGAGCGAGCAGUGCGCUGCUGCGGGUCACCGUCACCGACCAGAACGACAACUCGCCAAAGUUUGAGCGGAGUCACUACGAGGCCGAACUGCCGGAGAACAGCCCGCAGGGACACUCUGUGCUGCAGGUCAGAGCCAACGACGCGGACACCGGCUCCAAUGGGGAGAUCGACUACAGCCUCCAUCAGGUGACGGAGGCCGUCCAGAGGCUUCUGCGCAUCGACCGCUCUACUGGCAUCAUCUACGUUAAGGGCCUGGUGGACCGCGAGGAGGAGAGCUUUCUCAAGUUCUUUGUGGUCGCCAAAGAUCGUGGGCCCAACUCCAAGAGCACCAAGGUCCUGGUGAACAUCAGCGUCAAGGAUGUGAACGACAACGCACCCGCCAUCGAGAUCCGUGGUAUCGGCUUGGUGACACACCAGGAUGGCGUGGCCAACAUUUCUGAGGACAUGCCCAUCGGCACGCCGGUGGCAUUGGUCCAGGUGUCGGACCGUGACGAGGGGGAAAACGCGGUGGUGACUUGUGUGGUUGCCGGCGACGUCCCGUUUCAGCUCCGACCUGCGAGUGAGUCGGCCAACGACCGGAAGAGGAAGUACUUCCUGCAGACAACGACCCUGCUGGAUUAUGAGCGUGUGAAGGAUUACAGGAUUGAAAUCGUCGCAGUGGAUUCUGGGAACCCGGCCCUGUCCAGCACCAACUCCCUCAGAGUGCAGGUCACGGACAUGAACGACAACACGCCAGUCUUUUCACCUGCCAUGCUUGAGGUGGACUUUCCAGAGGGCAAUCAGCCGGGUGACAGGGUGUUGGACAUCACUGCGACAGACGCUGACAGCGGCACCAACGCAGAGCUGGUCUACAGCAUCAUCGAGCUGUCGGCCACCAGGCUAUUUGAAAUUGAUGCCGACACCGGAGAAAUUCGAGUGAAGAACCUGCUGGAUCGGGAAGAGACGGAGCGUUACGAGUUCCGCGUGGCGGCGGCAGAUAAGGGUGUUCCCAGCAAAACUGGCACCGCUACAUUGGUGAUUAAUGUUCUGGACCGCAAUGACAACGAUCCCAAGUUUAUGCUGAGCAGCUACAGCUUCUCCGUCAUCGAGAACAUGCCUCCACUCAAUCCCGUUGGCGUGGUGACUGUCACUGAUGCUGAUAAGGGUGAGAACGCCCGCGUGAAGCUGUAUGUGGAACAGGACAACAGCAAGUUUGUCAUCCAGAACGGCACCGGCACCAUCCUGUCCAGCAUCUCCUUCGACCGUGAGAAGGAGAGCACCUACACCUUCCGCCUGAAGGCCGUGGACGCUGGUGACCCACCUCGAUCGUCCUACGUGGGUGUGACCAUCAACGUCCUGGACGAGAACGAUAACGCCCCCUACGUCACCAAACCGGCAAACUCCUCCUACACGUACAUGUCCCCCGUCACCCCGCCAGACACCAGCGUUGAGGUGGUGGAGGCUGAGGACAUUGACUCUGGACCCAACGCUGAGCUGGUCUACACCAUCACAGGUGGCAACCCGUACGGCCUGUUCCACAUCUCGCCAAACAGCGGGGAGAUCACGCUGGUGCAGGAGUUCACCGGCAAGCACAACGGGCUGCACCGCCUGGUGGUGAGGGUCAGCGAUAAAGGCAAACCUCCCCGCCACACCACCGCCCUGGUCCACGUCUUUGUCAACGAUACCAAGUCUAACGUCUCCCUCAUCGAGGCGCUGGUCGGGCACAGCCUCUACACCCCUCUGGACAGGGACAUUGCCGGAGAUCCCAACUACGCCCUCGCACAGCGCAGCAACAUCCUGUACGGCAGCCUGGCGGGGGUCGCAGGCGUGAUUCUUGUCAUCGUAGCCGUGGUGGUCAUCAGACACCGACUGCAGAAGGACACAAAGAGCGGUUACCAGGCCGGCAAGAAGGAGAGCAAGGACCUGUACGCGCCCAAGCAGGGCCCCAAAAACGGCAAAGGCAAAAAGAGCAAGAAAGGAAAAGCUCCCAAACCGGCGAAGCCGCUGGAGGAGGACGAGGAGGCGAGCCUGCAGAAAGGCCUCAAGUUCAACCUCAUCAACGACAACGUCAACGACAGUCCCAGAAUCCACCUGCCCCUCAACUACCCGCCAGGAAGCCCCGACCUGGGCCGCCACUACCGCUCCAACUCCCCGCUGCCCUCCAUCCAGCUGCAGCCGCAGUCGCCCUCCGCCUCCAAGAAGCACCAGGCCGUUCAGGACCUCCCCGCCACCAACACCUUCGUGGGAACGGGCGACAACAACUCCACGGGCUCCGACCAAUAUUCGGAUUACAGCUACAAGGCCAACCCGCCCAAAUACAGCAGCAAACAGGUAGGAGACUACGCAAACACGGCCAUGUACCACAGGGACAUCCAUUGGACCAACGGGGUGUGGUAGUCACGCUGGGACUCCGAUAACCUUCCACCAAAGCUGCACUGAUUCCCCCCAGCACACUUCAGACGCCUGUUUUGUUUUUGGUUUGUUUGUGUUCACCAUUUCUGUUCUGUUCAGUUUUUUUGGUUUUUGGAUGCCACAAUAAUCACACCAUAACGGGAUAGACCAAAUAUGGGCAUAUUUAUCGAUUUGGUGACCCUGAAAUGAACUCUGACGAACUGUGUGAUGAUUUUUGUUGCUGUUCCACAUUAAAAUGACAAAUUAUUACAGUAUUUAAUUAUAAUUUCUGGAUAUUACUGCACAAGCAAAGCGAGAAAACAAAAAUACAAAGGUAUAUUUUGGAUAUAUGAAGAUCCUGGUGAGUCCCAUAUGGGUCUAUCCUCAGCUUCUGUUUGUUUUCUUUGUGUUUCACCUUUUUCCACUGUGGGUUAAAUGAAGGAGUCUCUGCUGUUUUUAUUAUUCACAAGUGUUUCUUUCAUUGAGAGGUUCACGCUGACAUCCUCAUUAAGUCUGAAUUCUUUUUUUUGUGGAGAGCUGACUGGAGGUUUGAAAGCUGCUCUUUAUGCUCGGAUCAGCUUGUUGAAGUGUGACAAAGAAGAGUGACUGUGACUUUUUUUUUUUUCUGUUUCUCGGGGUACCCAUUUUUUAUUGUUUCUUGGCUUUUCUCUUGGCCGGGGGACUGGACGGGGCUGAGCGGCACUUUAGAGUGUUUCCAUCCAGUUCAGACCAAUUUGAGGUAAUUUCAGCUCGGUCAGGGAGCCAAGCCGUGAAAGGAAGAAAGAAAGAAAAAGAGAGGGAAUACAAAAAGAAAGGAGGGAUGGGGGAGGGAGGGCGGGUUGUAAAGAGCCAGCACACUAUGAAGGAAAAGGUACACUAAGACUAAAUACGACCAUUUCUUAACCUCCGCACCUCCUGUCAGGUCAGCUGAAAUACGACUUUUAAUUUUGCCGUGUUCCCAAUCAGCGGGGUUUAAAAGUCAAUUGUUUGCACAGAUUAAUGGCAGGUAAUUUUCCAGGCGCCCGCUUUCGCCUUCUUUUACCCAGAGUGCCUUGCUCUACUCUAUUUAAUGUACAAAAGGGGGGUGGAGGGGAGGGGGGAGGGGGGAGGGGGGGGCAUUACCUGCGUGAUGAUGACGAGUUUUUUUGUUAAUGUCACGUGCACUGUGAAACCGUGAGACAAUCGUACAGACUGUAUGUGAACGACUCAUUUUUGUUUUCAUCUGCUGUUUAUGUUGCAACGUUACCGUGUGUGUCACGACGUGUGUGUUUAACAAGAGCAUUUCAUUGUUCUCCUCAAAGACUCACCAAAGACUCUCACACACACACACACACACACACACACACACACACACACACACGUUCACUGUCAUCACCACCAUGUAUAUGAACUUUGUUUCUCUGUGUGGUCGCUGUAGCAAGUGUUGGCGGCUCCUGCUGGUUUCAGAUUCAGCCUGUCGGCGCUCGAGCCGGCGGGCGUCACGCUUCAUAUCCACACGACCACUUGUACAGUGUUUUUGUUUUUUACAGCUAAGAGCAAGAUUUGAAUUCAAUAAACAUGUUGCUUCAAUGUGACAAA